Messenger RNA from Schistocerca piceifrons (Central American locust), 2508 nucleotides. RefSeq names its product pyrimidodiazepine synthase-like. Gene Ontology annotation, cellular component: cytoplasm. The record is from RefSeq and is a predicted model, not a curated record. The coding region runs from base 110 to 847 and encodes 245 amino acids. Gene Ontology annotation, biological process: glutathione metabolic process. Lineage: Eukaryota; Metazoa; Arthropoda; Insecta; Orthoptera; Acrididae. The transcript has 6 exons. Gene Ontology annotation, molecular function: glutathione transferase activity; glutathione dehydrogenase (ascorbate) activity.
GGUAUACCUUUGCCGAUGCAGUGUUAUCCUUGAUUGCUUGGUGUGAGGUAGUGUUGCCGGGUGUGGCGUUUCUUGUUUGAAUUGUGUCUUAAGCCAAUUUUAUUCUAAAAUGAGCCAAAAACAUUUAAGCAGAGGAUCCAGACUGCCACCGUUUCCUAAAGGAAAAUUGAGACUCUUUAGUAUGAGAUUUUGCCCGUAUGCACAGAGAGUCCACUUGGUUUUAGAUGCGAAAAGAAUUCCAUACGACGUUGUUAAUGUUGACUUGACGGAAAAGCCCGAUUGGUUGUACGAGAAGAGCCCUUUUGGGAAAGUGCCGGCAAUUGAGCUUGAAAGUGGCGACACACUUUAUGAAAGCUUAAUAAUUUGUGAUUUCCUUGAUGAGAAAUACCCAAGCAGAUCUCUGUAUUCAAGAGACCCACUCAAAAAGGCGAAGGACAAGAUAAUGAUCGAUCAUUUCAAUAAGGUCAUUCAGUCAAUGCUCAAAGUUUAUUACCAUACAGCUAAUUCCAAUCUCAAUGAAGAUCAGUUAGAAGAAUUCUUUCAGGGGCUUGAUUUAUAUGAACGGGAACUAGUUGAGAGAGGGAAACCAUUUUUUGGAGGUGACAGACCUGGAAUGCUCGAUUACAUGAUAUGGCCUUGGUGUGAACGGUCAGAUAUGAUGAAGGUUUUGGGUGGUGACCAAUUUCUUCUACCCAGGGACAGGUUUAAGAGACUGAUGGAAUGGAGGAACCAGAUGAAAGAAGAUGAAGCUGUGAAGGAAAGUUACUUGGAACCGCAAGUACAUGCAAAAUACUUUCAGAGCCGUAAAGCUGGAUAUCCUGAUUAUGAUAUGCUUGUUAGCAAUUGAUGGAAUAUCGUAUCAAAUACAACGGGAACAAGAUGUACUUGAAACACUAGAAAUUUCUUUGGAAUGUGUGCCUUCAGAGUGUUUGUAACUGAUUGAUAUUAAGUUUUAUUUUUAUUUUCUUCAUUAUAGUACAAAUGCAUAUUAAGCUCUUCCCACACUUUGGUGCAGGAAAUUUAAUAAUUUUUUUGUUGUGAUUAAUUUGUUAGGAAGUCCAAUUAAUUUUCAUGGUUUGUAAGAAACAAUUUUGUUCAGAAAUCUGUUAUAUCUGAUGGAGGUGUAUGUAUGGUGCAAUGAAUGUUUUGUGCGAAAUAUGGAGUUUAAUAUGAUUUACUUUAUUUUGUGGGCUUUCUGAAAGUCCAUUAUAGGAAGCAAUCUCACACUUAUGUUCAUGGUGCUUGAAUGUAUAUGGGUGCAUUAUGAAGUGUACAACGAGUCAAUGAUUGUAUUAUUUAGAAUGGUCAGAUUAUUUAUCAUGUUGGCUAUUGUGCCUAAAACUUGUAUCUGCUUUAAAGUUCAAUGCAUUUAAAAAGACUGUAAGAAUUAUUCUAGAACCUCAUUCCAAGCAUAUGUAAAAUGACUGCGUUAUCUUAUUAUUUUUGCGUUUUAAUUUAUAAAAUUUUUCAUUCGAGAGGAAAUAGAUAUAAAUGUUCAUUUGUUAAAGAGAACUAGGUUAUUGAUGUUUAUGUGAUUGGUAUUGAUUUAAAAAUCUUUUGCUUUGUAAGAAGAGCAUUUAACAGUAGUCCAUCAAGGGAAUCCAAAAAAAGUGGAUCCAUAACACAUAAGGAAUGGUUCUACUUUUUGGUGAUAUUUUUGUAACUAAAGAUCAUUUAUGCUAUAUAUGGUGACAUGUGCAUUGCAUGUUGUGAUGUUUUUAGGUGAACUUUCUGUUUAAAAAACUUUUCUACAUGUCUGCAGACUGUACUGGUAUAUAGUAUUAAAUUCUGGCUUCACUGGUUUGCUCUUUCUAUAUACAGGGAGUUUAAGUGGCAACUUCUGUUAUGCUGCAUUUCAUCUGGAUCAACAUUAUUUAUAUUUAACAGUAAAACUGUUGUUGUGAUUGCUUGUGUUGCACAAAAAAUUACUCUGUGUUCAUUGUAGUAAUAUAACAUUCACCAUUGUAGAAACUUUUUUGUGUUUGAGGUGAAAGGAAGACCAUAAUAGUGUUCACAUAUUUACUUACAAUUGAUCUAACUGAUUAAACUACACCUUAUUUUAGUAUGUAAUAUGUUUCUAUCAUGGCAUUAUAACCUUGUUUGUGCCCACUAAUUGUUUAGUCUGCGUAAUUAGAGCUUUUGUCAAUUUGGCUAACUAUCAAUAGUAACACAAUUCUUACUGUAAGUGUUCACAGGUGUGCUGCUUUAACACUGGUGCUUAGAUUGUGAUGUAGUAUUCUUGUAUCCACUGCAUUAUGUGCUUGCUGUGAUAGUAAUUUCACAAGAAGUGUAUGUGCCUGGAAACUAUAUGGUGCUUUGAACUUUUUUUCUUAUUAAUAAAUUUCUUUGUUAAACAGUUGUAAUGUUCUAUGCAAAUUUUCUCUUACUGAGAUUCUGCACACUGCUGUUGCAACUGCAUCUGAGGAACACCAAAAUACUUCCUGUGAUGUAAUGUAUUUACAGACUAAUAUUUAAUUAAAGGUUUUUGUAAUUAUUAAAAAACGAAAA